AUGUCUCUCAAUAUUCCCGGCGCUCCCAACGCCAACCUGUUCAAGCAGGGCUACAACAACUAUGACGCUGAAGAUGGCGCUGUUCUGCGCAACAUCGAUGCCUGCCGGGCAAUCUCCUCCACCGUCCAGACCUCGUUGGGUCCCUACGGCCGAAACAAGGUCAUCAUCAACCACCUCCAGAAGAUGAUCCUUACCUCCGAUGCCGCGACUAUUCUCCGAGAGCUCGAUGUAGUACACCCCGCCGCCAAGCUCCUCGUCAUGGCCAGCCAGCAGCAGGAGGCCGAGAUGGGCGACGCCACCAACCUCGUCAUCAUCCUGGCUGGUGAGCUGCUCAAGAAGGCCGAGGAUCUCUUGCGAAUGGGCCUCAAGGCCUCUGACAUUGUUAUUGGUUACGAAAAGGCACAAAAGUUUGCUCUCGAGACCCUGGAGGAGCUGGAGGUGGACAAGGUCGAGAAUAUGCGUGACCAGGAGGAACUUAGCAAGGCGAUCCGCACUGUCAUUGCCAGCAAACAGAACGGCAACGAGGACUUCCUGGCCGAGCUAGUCUCUGAGGCUGUUCUCUCUGUCUUGCCAAACAAUCCAGCAAACUUCAAUGUCGACAACAUCCGCGUGGUCAAGAUCAUGGGUGGUAGCUUGGACCAGAGCAGGGUUGUCAAGGGCAUGGUUUUCCCCAAGGAGCCCGAUGGAAGUGUCAAGAAGGCCACCAAGGCCAAAGUCGGUGUGUACACCUGCCCCAUCGACGUCAGCCAGACCGAAACCAAGGGAACUGUUCUCCUUCACAAUGCCAAGGAGAUGGUUGAUUUCACCCAGGGCGAGGAGUCUCAAUUGGAGACUUCUAUCAAGGAGCUCUACGAUUCCGGUCUUCGCGUCGUCGUCGUCGGUGAUCGAGUUGGUGACCUGGCCAUGCACUAUCUGAACCGAUUUGGCAUCCUAUGCAUCAGGAUUCUCAGCAAGUUCGAGCUGCGCAGAGUCUGCCGUGUCGUCGGUGCUACCCCUCUAGCACGUCUGGGUGCCCCUAUGCCUGACGAGAUGGGCAAUAUCGAUGUUGUUGAGACUUUGGAAAUUGGUGGUGACCGGGUUACUGUGUUCAGGCAGGAGGAUGAGGUCACUCGCACAGCUACUCUGGUUCUUCGAGGAGCCACACAGAACCAUCUCGAUGACGUCGAGCGUGCUGUUGAUGAUGGUGUCAAUGUUGUCAAGGCUAUCUCCAGGGACCCCAGGCUCGUGCCCGGCGCGGGUGCUACAGAGACUCAGUUGGUGGAGAGGAUACAGGCAUUUGGAGAGAAGACCCCUGGUCUCAGCCAAUAUGCUAUCAAGAAGUAUGCUGAGGCUUUUGAAGUUGUCCCGCGCACUCUGGCAGAAAGCUGCGGCCUAGACGCUACCGAGGUUCUCAGCAGGCUCUACGCUGCUCACCACAACAGCGAAGAGUGGGAUACUGGUGUUGAUGUUGACAACGAGGAAGAUACAGGUAUCCUGGACACCAAGGACGAGGGCAUCCUCGAUCUUCUCGUAUCCAAACACUGGGCCAUCAAGCUCGCCACCGAGGCAGCAAGAACAGUUCUGGCCGUGGACCAAAUCAUCGUCGCCAAGCAAGCCGGAGGACCCAAGCCACCCGGCCCCAACCCCAACUGGGAUGAGGAUUAA
Clonostachys rhizophaga is the source of this 1644-nucleotide messenger RNA. NCBI's taxonomy places the organism in Eukaryota, Fungi, Ascomycota, Sordariomycetes, Hypocreales, Bionectriaceae. The record is from the annotation of a GenBank genome assembly.